GUAAAGGGCUGGGGGCGGGGCUGGGGGUUCCGCUAGGUUAGUGGUUCCGGUGGCCGCCGUGCAUUGUGGUCGAAGAAUCGUUGAGAAUUUGUGCUUCGCGCCUGGAAGGGAUAGAGCGAGUGGCCAUGUCUCACACAAUUUUGCUUGUUCAACCUACCAAACGGCCAGAGGGCAGGACUUAUGCCGAUUAUGAAUCUGUGAAUGAAUGCAUGGAAGGAGUCUGUAAAAUGUAUGAAGAACACCUGAAGAGAAUGAAUCCCAACAGCCCUUCAAUCACAUAUGAUAUUAGCCAGCUGUUUGAUUUCAUUGAUGAUUUGGCUGACCUCAGCUGCCUUGUUUAUCGUGCUGAUACUCAGACAUACCAGCCCUACAAUAAAGACUGGAUAAAGGAGAAGAUCUAUGUCCUCCUCCGCAGACAAGCUCAGCAAGCAAGCAAAUAGUGAUGUCUCAGAGAAGGGGCUGGGGGGAGGUGGACAACAGGUGUGUACAGUGUGCUGUAGUGAAAGUUUUGUAUUAUAGUCCUCCUGUUCAUUCCUGUUUGUCUAUAUCUGAGAUUGAGUCUCUUAGAAUUGAAAGAGACUUGUUCGGUUUGAAUUUUUUAAGGAAGAGAGGAUUAAUCUUUUGCAGGCAUUUAGUUUUUUCUCUUUGCUGAGAUUAACAGUUUUAUUUUGUUCAAACCAUAGGACUGUUCACAUCUGCUUCAUCACACUAGCUGUAUGUAUCUCUGUUCAGGGGUUUUCAAUGUUAUCAUUUGGAUGCAGUUAAGAUGUAGCAGAGAAUAAAAUAAAUCAUCUUUAGUUAAA
Messenger RNA from Eublepharis macularius, 803 nucleotides. It is a transcript of the gene ERH, whose product is annotated as ERH mRNA splicing and mitosis factor. Bases 126 to 440 code for a protein of 104 amino acids. The transcript has 4 exons. The record is from RefSeq and is a predicted model, not a curated record. NCBI's taxonomy places the organism in Eukaryota, Metazoa, Chordata, Lepidosauria, Squamata, Eublepharidae.